Messenger RNA from Lucilia sericata (common green bottle fly), 1794 nucleotides. Its product is annotated as ABC transporter G family member 23-like. The record is from RefSeq and is a predicted model, not a curated record. The transcript has 9 exons. Gene Ontology annotation, cellular component: membrane. NCBI's taxonomy places the organism in Eukaryota, Metazoa, Arthropoda, Insecta, Diptera, Calliphoridae. The annotation marks the transcript as partial. Gene Ontology annotation, molecular function: ATP binding; ABC-type transporter activity; ATP hydrolysis activity.
AACAGAAUAAUAAUAAUGGCCCGUAGGAAAGUUUCUUUAACGUUGUCGUCUUCAUCGUUGGCUUUGUCCAAACAGCAGCAACCGUCUACACUGGAUAUUGAGAAAAUUAAACGCCAUUUUAGUUGGUCUGAUUGUGAGACAAUUUCUUCCGAUCCAGUUAUGGCCACAAAUAAUGAUGGCGGAACAAUAGCACCAAAUCAGUGGCAACGUAAUUCCCAAGCCGCCGUCUCAGUACGUCAUGCCUUUAAAGCGUAUGGCAAAAAGAAAAACGCAAAUCAAGUUUUAAACAACUUGAAUAUGACAGUACCAAAGGGCACAAUUUAUGGUCUUCUAGGCGCUUCGGGUUGUGGUAAAACAACAUUGCUCUCCUGCAUAGUGGGCCGUCGUCGACUCGAUUCUGGUGAAAUUUUCGUAUUGGGUGGCAAACCCGGUACUCCUGGCUCUGGUGUACCUGGCAAACGUGUCGGCUAUAUGCCACAAGAAAUAGCACUCUAUGGUGAAUUUUCCAUACGCGAAACAAUGAUGUAUUUCGGUUGGAUAUUUGGCAUGGAAACGAAAGAGAUCGUAGAACGUUUACAUUUCUUGUUGAAUUUCUUGGAUUUACCAUCGGAGAAACGUCUAGUAAAGAAUUUGAGUGGUGGCCAACAGAGACGUGUAUCGUUUGCUGUGGCACUAAUGCACGAUCCGGAAUUAUUGAUUUUAGAUGAACCCACAGUUGGUGUAGAUCCUCUGCUAAGACAGAGUAUAUGGAAUCAUUUGGUUCAUAUAACAAAAUCGGGACAGAAAACAGUUAUAAUCACAACACAUUAUAUAGAAGAGGCCAGACAAGCGCAUACGAUAGGUUUAAUGCGUUCUGGUAAUCUAUUGGCCGAAGAAUCACCCAGCGUUUUACUAUCCAUGUACAAAUGUAUCAGUUUAGAAGAAGUAUUUUUAAAAUUAUCCCGCAUUCAGUCACAAAAGGGCGAUAUAUCUCAGGUUAACUUCAGCAAAAUGGAUAAACCUAGUUCCAGUCAAGAAGGCGGCGUUGUGGGCUUAAAUUUCCAUCAGAGCAAAGAAGUUUUAAUCAACGAUACUAAUGGAUCCAUUUAUACGUUAAAUCAAGAACCCUACGAUCCACCCAUGAAAAAGAAUAACCCAAAUGAUGAAGAAAGUUGUCAAGAUUGUUAUGCCAAUUUAUGUAGAGUAACUUCCAAGGGUAAAAUCAAGGCCUUAUUAACAAAGAAUAUGUUGCGCAUGUGGCGUAAUGUGGGAGUAAUGUUGUUCAUCUUUGCCCUGCCCGUUAUGCAAGUUAUACUGUUUUGUUUGGCUAUAGGUCGCGAUCCUACCGGUUUAAAUUUGGCUAUUGUUAAUCAUGAAAUGAAUAAUACGGAAAUCUGUUAUUGGGAAGAUGGUUGUCACUUUACUAACUUGGGCUGUCGCUAUCUGAAUCAUCUAAAUCAUAGUGUGGAGAAAACGUUUUAUUCCGAUCUGGAGGAUGCAAAAGAAGCGGUUAGACUGGGCAAUGCCUGGGGUGCUAUUUAUAUAACGGAAAACUUUACAGAUGCUUUUACCGCCAGAGCUGCCUUAGGUCGCGAUUCCGAUGAUGAAACCAUUGAUCAGUCUGAAAUUAAGGUUUGGCUUGAUAUGUCUAAUCAACAGAUUGGUGUUAUGUUAAAUCGUGAUAUUCAGCUAGCUUAUCGUGACUUUGCUAUGGGUCUUUUAGAUCAAUGUGGUAAUAAUCCCAAAUUGGGUGAUGUACCCAUACAAUUUAAGGAACCCAUUUAUGGCACUAUGAAUCCUUCGUUUACCGACUUU